Molecule: messenger RNA, 843 nt
Organism: Dalotia coriaria
Lineage: Eukaryota; Metazoa; Arthropoda; Insecta; Coleoptera; Staphylinidae
Exons: 3
Coding region: 80-739 (219 amino acids)
Source: RefSeq, a predicted model, not a curated record
AAUUGAUGCAAUUUGUCGAAAUCGAGUCAGUUUCAUUUAGUUCUGUUGGUUUCUCAUUGCAAAGAGAAAAGUUACCAAGAUGAACUUCGCAUUGUGUUUGUUAGCGAGUCUACUGGUGGUCGGCGAUGCUUUCCAAUCGAAUUUUGGAAACUACGACCGAAACGGUUACGAUUUGGCGGAUGCGGCCGAGAUUGAUCGAGAAAUUGCUAAAACAUACAACCAACUACAACAGGAUGAGAUUUCAUCUGAGUUAGAAGAACAAUCUGCAUUUAAUAAUGAUUAUUCGCCAUCUUUUGACGACACUCCGGUGGAAAUUGACUUUGAAAAACGUUCUAGACCCAGAAUUCUUUCUCAAAUUGAAAAAGAUCGUGGAAAUCGAAAUGCAAAGUUUAACCACGAAAUGAGCCAAUGCACCACAAGUUCCAUAUCGGUCAAUUUAUACGAAGAGUUUGAUCUCGACGAGAAUGACUAUGAAAUCCACGAUUCGCAUUACAACAACCCGCUUAAAAAUGUAACGUGUGAACUCGUCAAAAAAGGCGAUAUUAAACGUGUAGAAGAUCCUUGCGCUUACUUUCCAACAAAUAGCGCUGCUCGCCUUUGUUACGUUCGCAGCAAAACUUGUCACAAUCAAUGGAAAUUGCACCACGUUUGGAUGCGCAGUAAAAGCAAUGGCGCAUGGUACUCGAAGACGUUACAACUCGGCGAUGGAUGCCUGUGCGAUCUUGAAUUUCGUCAUUAAACCAUUUAAGAAUCGAUAAUUUAUGUUAAAGUAUAGCUGGUUGUCUACACUGAGUCGUAAAAUUUAUGUUUUAACUAUAAUAAAGAAGUUUGUUUGGUUGCCUA